Eruca vesicaria subsp. sativa (arugula) is the source of this 1682-nucleotide messenger RNA. The record is from the annotation of a GenBank genome assembly. NCBI's taxonomy places the organism in Eukaryota, Viridiplantae, Streptophyta, Magnoliopsida, Brassicales, Brassicaceae.
AUGAUAAUGACAAGAAGUCUAAGGCUGGGAAGCAUCACAAUGAUAAUGCUAAUGGCGGUUUUGGUCUGGUCCAUAACUCUAGAGACCUGCAUUGCUAGAAGAGGAAGACAUUGGAGACAUAGCCACCGAAGCUCCUCUGACUUGUCUGAUUCCUUGUCAAGCAAGAAACCAAAAAGCCAUAGUCACCACAGCUCUCAUAACAACAACCAUAAUCAUCACCACAAGUCUAAACCUAAACCAAAGCUGAAAACGCCGCCAAAAAGUGACCACAAGAAAUCUCCGGUGGUUUCACGGCCACCAAAAGUCCAACCACCGUCUCUUCCGCCGUCAAAGGGAUCCAAAGUUUUCAAUGUGAUGGAUUUUGGCGCAAAGGGUGAUGGCAAAUGUGAUGACACUAAGGCGUUUGAAGCGGCUUGGGCAGCUGCUUGCAAAGUUGAAGCAUCGAUGAUGAUCAUACCACCUGAGUACACUUUCCUUGUCGGUCCAAUCUCAUUCUCUGGUCCUUAUUGUCAAGCUAACAUUGUGUUUCAGCUUGAUGGGACGAUCAUAGCUCCUACGGAUUCAAAAUCAUGGGGAAAAGGGUUAAUGUGGUGGAUUGAUUUCACAAAGCUAAAAGGAAUCAAAGUACAAGGGAAAGGUGUGAUUGAUGGAAGAGGCUCAGGUUGGUGGCAACAAGAUUACCCUUUCAUUGAUGGUGAAACCAAGCUCAUCGUUCCCUUGAACAACUCUGUUAACCAUAACCCUCCAAUGCCUGAACGAAGUGAGCUUGAUUGGAAAAUGCCAAGCAUAAAACCAACGGCACUGAGAUUCUACGGGAGUGUUGGCGUGGAAGUGUCUGGUAUAACGAUCCAAAACAGUCCUCAAUGUCACCUCAAGUUUGAUAACUGCGUCGACGUUUUGGUGCAUGACAUGGUUGUUAAUUCACCUGGUGACAGUCCAAACACCGAUGGGAUUCACCUCCAGAACACCAGAGAUGUUCUCAUUCACAGCUCAACACUCGCUUGCGGAGAUGACUGUAUCUCAAUCCAAACAGGUUGCUCAAAUGUAUACAUACACAACAUAAACUGUGGACCAGGUCACGGCAUCAGCAUAGGUAGUCUCGGCAAAGACAGCACAAAAGCCUGCGUCUCAAACAUAACAGUUCGAGACGUGGCUAUGCACAACACGAUGACAGGUGUCAGGAUCAAGACAUGGCAAGGAGGAGUAGGAUCAGUGAAAGGGAUACUCUUCUCAAACAUUCAACUCAACGAAGUCCAGCUUCCAAUAGUGAUAGACCAAUUCUACUGUGACCAUACCACAUGUAAGAACCAGACAUCAGCUGUUGCAGUUGAAGGAGUGACUUAUGAGAAGAUAAAAGGCACUUAUACCGUGAAACCGGUUCAUUUCGCAUGCAGUGAUAACUUCCCUUGUGUAGAUGUGCAGUUAUCUGGAAUUGAGCUUAGGCCUGUUCAAGAACGGUAUCAUAUGUAUGAUCCUUUUUGUUGGCAGACAUUUGGUGAGCUCAAUAGUCCUACUCUUCCUCCUAUUGGUUGUUUACAGAUUGGGAAGCCUGCUAGAAACAGAGUUCAGUCUGAUCAUGAUGUAUGUUGAUGGUUCUUGUUAAAGAGUAUGAACAAUGUAGAUUAAUGUAUAUCUAUCUUUAGCCUAAAAGCUCUACUACUACUAGUUCUUGUUGAAAGUGG